Messenger RNA from Clupea harengus (Atlantic herring), 1026 nucleotides. Its product is annotated as free fatty acid receptor 3. Gene Ontology annotation, biological process: G protein-coupled receptor signaling pathway; positive regulation of cytosolic calcium ion concentration; positive regulation of insulin secretion. Gene Ontology annotation, molecular function: bioactive lipid receptor activity. Gene Ontology annotation, cellular component: plasma membrane. NCBI's taxonomy places the organism in Eukaryota, Metazoa, Chordata, Actinopteri, Clupeiformes, Clupeidae. The record is from RefSeq and is a predicted model, not a curated record.
AUGGUAGCCGUGGAGGACCUUGUCUCACUGACCAUCUACUCUUUCACCUUCCUUCUGGGCUUGCCCUCCAACUUGCUGGUGUUGUUUGUGUACGUGCGGAAAGCCCGCAAGCACGGCGCCACCCCCAGCGUGGUCUACGCCCUUAACCUGUGUGUGGCCAACGUAGCGCUGGUGGCCUGGAUGCCCAUUAAGAUCCUGGAGACAGUGCUUCAAGCCUGGGCACUACCCCCGGCCAUGUGCCCCAUCUAUAGCUUCUGUCUCUUCUCAUCGCUGUAUGGAAGCUCUCUCUUCCUCACUGCCGUGACUGUGGGGCGCUACCUGAGCGUUGCCUUCCCCAUCACUUACAAGCUAUACCGCCGCGCCCGCCUCUCCUGCGUGGUCAGCGUCAUCUUGUGGGCGCUGGUGCUGCUGCACCUGGGCCUGGGGCUGGCUGUUGAGCAAGGCGGCUACUUUGUAUCAUCAGUGGGUGGCAACGGCAGCAACAGCCUGGUGUGCUUCGAGAACUUCACCGAGUCGCAGCUGGAGUUUCUGAUGCCGCUGCGCCUAGAGAUGGCGCUGUUUCUCUUCCUGCUGCCGCUGCUGAUCACGGCCUUCUGUACACUGCGCUGCGUGGCGCUGGUGGGCCGCUCGUGCUUGCCGGCCGGAGGUAAGCGUCGCGUGCUGGCCAUCGCUUUCUCCACGCUGGCCGUGUUCGUGGUGUGCUACGCGCCCUACAACACCUCGCACGUGGUGGGCUUCGUGCUGAAGAAGAGUGUAAGCUGGCGCAGGGAGGCCAUGCUGACGAGCUCGUGCAACGUGUUCCUGGAGCCGUUGGUGAUGCUGAUGCUGUCACCCGCCGGGCCCAGGGGCCUCUGUGCCUGUCUGAGGGAUGGGACUGGGACACAGCGGAACCCCAGCUUGGCAAACGCCCACACCAUGGAGCCGCCAACAGCUGUGGGGCAGGCAAGUGCCUCUCAGACAGAGGGACAGAGACCCACAUCCACAACUGCACCACCACUCGACCAGCCUAGAGAGGCCAUCGGGUAG